AUGACACUGGCUAGUCAGUGGGCCGACGAGUUGGCGAAGCACGCGCCGACGCUGAAGGUGCUGCUCUAUGACGGGUGGAGCAAGCUCGGCGUGCCACUCACCGACGGCGCUGCGACGAAGCUCCGGGACGAGCUGAAGAAGAAGCAGAGUCGCCCCACCAGACGCACGGACGCCCGCGCGCAGAAAAGCGCGGCGGUGGAGUUCGCUGGUAAGCAGGUCACCGAUCCCGCGGAUAUCAUGGACUGGGCGCACUACGCCAACACGUUCGACGUGGUGAUCACGACGUAUGCGACGCUGCGGGUCGAGGUCAAUGUUGCGCGCGCGGCGCCCGUGCGCCCGCGCCGCGGCGACGUUGUCUAUGCGAAUGCGGAGCGGCCGCGGAGUCCUUUGGUGAGCGUCGAGUGGCUGAGGGUGGUCAUGGACGAGGUGCAGAUGGCUGGCGGCGGAAAGACCGAGGAUAUGGUAGGGAUGAUCCCGCGGCUAUCGUCGCUCGCGGUGUCUGGUACGCCUGCUAAAGGACAGGUAUCGGAUUUGCUCCACGUUAUAAGGUUCCUUCGUCUCGAGAAUGUUAUCGGUUCGCCGAAGAAUUGGAGUACCCUGCUACAGCCUAGCCUCGCGCGCGAGUUCGCUGCCUUCUUCGAGUACUACGGGAUCAGAACAACGAAGGCCCUCGUGAAGGAUGAAUUAAAGAUCCCGACACAGACACGGUACCUUGUACCUAUAAGCCUCGGACGCGUUGAGAGACAUGUGUAUGAUCAGGCCCUCGAGGAGGCUCUACUCCAUCUUGGUCUUGAUGCUCGAGGGGUUGCAGCGUCAGAAGGCUGGGACAUCGACGGCGCCCUGUUGAGGGUUCGCGUCAGGCACCUUCGUGGUAUCUGUACGCAUCCGCAGGUUGGUGAGCUCCAAUUGAAUGCUACAGGCGGGAACAGCAAGAAGGCGCUGAAGACAAUGAAUGAAGGCAUGAAAGAUAGUACCUGGAGUUCGAUUGUGGAAGAUUGGAGGUACAAGGUCAACGCCCUAGUCACCCAAGCACAACUACUACAGAUGGAACAAGGCUUGAAUCGAUACCAGCGUGUGCUCCCCAUCUUGAAGAACGCGGAGAAAGAGGGAAAGCUGUUGAGAGACGAAAUCAACGCCGCCCUUUCCGCGGUCACGGCGAAGGGCCAGUCUUCUAACGCAGAUGAAGAUCCUGAAGAUGAUGAAAGCAACGCCGGGAGUGAUGACGCUAAUGGCGGCUCCGCUGUGCAGAAGGGUACCUUGCGAAACCGGCUCAGGGAGGUGAUCAUUGCCCUUCAUCGUGCGUACUUCGUGAUGGGAGAUGUGUAUCAUGUCCUGGGGCGCAAAGAAGAAGAGGAUGCCGCGUAUGCACAAGCAGAAGAUCUGAGGAAGAGUAUUCUUGCUAACGCAGAGAAGGAUGCGCAAAACGCCAUGGCACAAUUAGCAAAGGAUGCUGCGUUGCAAGGAAUUACUGAGGAUGCUUUGCUUGUCGAGACCCCCUUUCUCCAUCAGGGUGCGGAAAUGCGAGCCAUCGAGGACAAGCGGAAGGCGAGGCGCAAUGAGAAUAGAGUUGCUAGGGGUCUGGCGCCUUUAUCCGAGUCGGAAGACGAGAAUGAAGAGGGAACCGACGUCGAUGGGUCAGACAGUGAUGCCUCCAACCCAGAGGUGAAGCCGAAGAAGAAAAAGAAGAAGCCUGUCCCAAUGUCUGCUUUGAUUGAGCAAGCCAACUUCAUCGCCAGCGAGGUCCUAAAUCAACAGGCCAAUCUAAUGUGGGAAUGGCGUACUCGACUCACGGAACUAUUGACGCGAAAGAUUGCGCCUCAAGGCAGUGGUGAGGAUGAAGCUGAUGGACAGGAAUAUCAACGCAGCCUCGACGACCAAGGAGCCGCCGAAAGCUACAUGCAGGCAUACUCCAUCUUGAUUGCCGAUCACCGGGAGGCAUUGAUCAAGGAGCGUACCAUCCUCGCAGCUCAUGAUGCGAAGGAGAAACGCAAGAGGCAUACUCGGGCCGCCAUGAACGCAGCUGAGACAGUUGCACCCGAAAUCAGAGAUCUCGACGACGAGAAUCAAGCGUUAUACGUCGAACUCUCGUACCAACGCAAGGAUCUUGUGGAGCAAUUGGAUGGAAGAGCAAUCAAGAGUAUCCUCUCUGAUCUCAAGGCGCGUAUGACCAAGAUCAGAAGUGAGAAGGACCCGGAAAAGAUAUUGUUGAGGGACGCGAUUGCAAACAUCCAUGUUCUACUCAAUGAAAGGGCCCCCUUACUAGAAAAACUAGAAGUCGACUUGAGCUCCUUCCGCAAGGUCUUCAACCUUCGGGUUAUUUAUUUCGCCCAGCUCCAAGAAAUCUCGGAUUCUGUUGCACAACCUACGAUUGAGACAACCUUACCAGAUACGAUCAAUGCGAUCCAAGUAGAGCUUCAGGAACUGGACGCGAAGAUCAACACUAGUAAAGCGCGGCACAGAUAUCUUGCCCAUCUUGCUCAGGCCGGUAAUGUGCAGCCAGAAGACGACGACGACGAUCGAGCAUGUAUUCUUUGCCGACACGACUUCAUUCGAGGUUUCAUCACACCAUGCGCGCAUAUCUUCUGCGAACCGUGUCUUCAAGCUUGGUUAGCUAGAAAGGAAGGCAAAACGUGCCCCGUCUGUCGCGUACCCGUUGCCGCUGACCAGAUGCAGCGGUUCACAGUCGAUGAAGCCGACAAAGCCCCUGAGCGGAACCCUAUCCAGAGCGAUGUUGUGGUCCCGAAAUCUCGUCGCGUCAUCGAGUAUAAUGCUAUCGAUGCCUCGCUCUUCGAGAAAAUACAAUCUGUGUCUUCGUACGGGGACUUUGGUAGCAAGAUCCAAACACUUGUGAAACAUCUGCUAUACCUCCAACAAACCGAGCCGGGGACGAAGAGUAUAUGUUUCUCCUCCUGGCCAGAUUCACUGCACAUCUUGCAACGUGCACUGAAUGAUAACGACAUUCCUUCCAUUCGUAUCGACCAGAAGAAGGGCCACAAUAGUGCAGCGAAGCGAUUCAGAACCGAUCCAGACAUUCUCGUACUUCUGCUCCAUGGGGAACGUGAAAAUGCUGGCCUAAAUGUAACUUGCGCAUCCAGAGUUUUCCUUCUAGAGAGUGUCGUUCAUCAUGGGUUUGAAAUUCAAGCAAUCGCUCGUAUUGAUCGGAUGGGCCAAACUCGUUCCACCGAAGUGUUCUGUUAUUAUGCAGAAGACACCGUGGAGAGGAAUAUCCUCGACCUCGCAGCUCGCCAGGGCUUGUCUUUGUACACCAAAGAUAACGCAGCUGGUACAUUGAAUACCGCCAAGUUCGGCGUUACUCCGCAAAAUGCAAGGCCUGCCGAAGCGAAAGCGAAGAAAGAAACUAUCAAAGGCGACUUCAUUGGAAAGGUUGACGACAUGUUGGCGGUACUGUUUCCUCACAUGUACGAAGAUGUGGAGUAUCUAGUCGACCAAGAUGGCGACGCUCAGAUGGUAGAAUCGCGUCAAGCAUUCAGUGCUACUGAGGCGGAAUCUUCAACGGGAGCCACCACCCGGAGUAGGAGAAGACUGCCACCACAGGUCAAUGCCGUAGCUGGCCCGUCCCGAAUACGCUAA
Molecule: messenger RNA, 3591 nt
Organism: Pleurotus ostreatus (oyster mushroom)
Lineage: Eukaryota; Fungi; Basidiomycota; Agaricomycetes; Agaricales; Pleurotaceae
Exons: 23
Coding region: 1-3591 (1196 amino acids)
Biological process (GO): DNA damage response; protein polyubiquitination
Cellular component (GO): nucleus
Molecular function (GO): ATP-dependent chromatin remodeler activity; ATP binding; ubiquitin protein ligase activity
Source: RefSeq, a predicted model, not a curated record